This is a messenger RNA of Conger conger (European conger), 2715 nucleotides long. RefSeq names its product transmembrane O-mannosyltransferase targeting cadherins 4 (gene tmtc4). The record is from RefSeq and is a predicted model, not a curated record. Gene Ontology annotation, cellular component: endoplasmic reticulum. Lineage: Eukaryota; Metazoa; Chordata; Actinopteri; Anguilliformes; Congridae. Gene Ontology annotation, molecular function: mannosyltransferase activity; protein binding. The coding region runs from base 400 to 2628 and encodes 742 amino acids. The transcript is spliced from 18 exons. Gene Ontology annotation, biological process: protein O-linked glycosylation via mannose; endoplasmic reticulum unfolded protein response.
CACCGUUCUUUGAAUGCCAUGUGGCUUUCUGUUGAUUAUAGCUUGUUGUUGUAUGUAUUGUAUUUGACGUGACGCCAUGGUAACACAAGUAGUCUCGCUAAGCUUGCUGCUUGCGUUGGGUUCAGUGGGAACGCGUACAUGUUUGACUUUGAGCGCGCAGGCCUUUGUGUCUUGUGCAUUUCCAUUGGUUGCAUUCGAUUCUGUGCGUGCAUCAUAUUAAAAUAUGUAUUAUGUUUAAUCAGGGGAGUGAGGUUUACAAGCACAUCAAACCGCGCUGUCAGCAUUUCGUGUGACGAGAUGUCCAGGCAGGGAAAUGAACAACUAGCUAGCUUCCUUGCUAGCUAAUUGCGUUUCGGUGUUUUAAAUGUCGGGGAAACCGAUGGCUGGGUUACGGGCACAAUGGUACUGUCAGAGCUUAACUGGGACCACCACAUCCCCUUUCCGAAGCUCCCCCAAUACCAGUCCAGGGCUGCCGUUUGUCUAGCGGCUCUCCUCUGUUUCAUGAAUAGCUAUGACGGAGAGUUCGUGUUUGAUGAUUCCGAAGCCAUUAUCAACAACAAGGAUUUGAAACCAGAAACACCACUGAAUAACAUCUGGAGAAAUGACUUCUGGGGAAGUAACUUAAGCAGCAACACCAGCCACAAAUCCUACCGGCCUCUCACGGUGCUGACCUUCAGACUCAACUACUUCCUGGCUGGUGGUCUCCAUCCGGUGGGCUUCCAUGUGAUCAAUAUCGCCCUGCACAGCGCGAUCUCUGUGCUAAUGAUCGAUGUGUUCGCCGUAUUGAUCGGGGGUUUGGCCUACGAUGGGAACGGGAGGAGGCUCAACCAGGCGCCGAAGGCGUCUUCUCUAGCCGCUCUCCUCUUUGCCGUGCACCCGGUUCACACGGAAAGUGUGGCGGGAGUUGUAGGCCGGGCAGACCUUCUGUGUGCCCUCUUCUUCCAGCUCUCCUUUCUCACGUACUGCAGAGCCUUCCAGCGCGGGAAUGCUAAGGAGGACAGAUUCUCGAUGGCGUGGAUCGUAAUUAGUCUUGUAUUGUGUGCAGUGGCUAUGCUCUGCAAAGAACAAGGGAUCACAGUUUUGGGAGUGAAUGCUGCCUUUGACAUCCUCAUGAUCUGCAAUGUGAACGUGUUCGAGCUGAGCCAGCGGCUUCUGGGCCGACAGAAGAUGAUGGAUGUCACUGAAGUGUUCAGAAGGGGACUCUUGAUAAGAAUGGCUCUCCUGACAUUCGGAGGUUCCUUCCUUGUGUACGCACGCUGGAGGAUCAUGGGAACAGGUCCGCCUGCCUUCACUGAGGUUGAUAACCCAGCAUCCUUUGCAGAAAACGUAUUUCUGCGAACUGUGAACUAUAAUUACUACUACUCCUUGAAUGCAUGGCUGCUCCUGUGUCCCUGGUGGCUGUGUUUUGAUUGGUCAAUGGGCUGUGUACCUCUUAUUAAAUCAGUCUGUGAUUGGAGGAUGGUCCCACUGCUGCUGUUGUGGAGUGGCCUCAUUGGCUUGGCGAGUCAGGCUUUGCUCUCGCAGGAUGGUCACAGGAGGAGGACACUCGCCCUGGGCCUGGUGCUCCUGGUGGUGCCCUUCCUGCCGGCCUGUAACCUUUUCUUCCGCGUGGGCUUCGUAAUCGCAGAGCGCGUGCUGUACCUGUCCUGUGCCGGCUACUGUCUGAUCCUCACAUACGCCCUGGGCCGCUCCUGCUGCCUCUGGAGGCCGCACAAGACGCUCCUGCACGCCGCCCUGCUGGGGCUGCUGUGUGUGAACGCGUCUCGCUGUGCCCUCCGCAGCCACCAGUGGCGCUCGGAGCAGAGCCUGUUCACCAGCGCCCUGUCUGUGUGCCCGCUCAACGCCAAGGUUCAUUACAAUGUUGGCAAGAACCUGGCGGACCGAGGCAAUCAGAGCGCUGCCAUCCAGUACUACAGAGAAGCUGUGCGGUUAAAUCCGAAAUACGUUCACGCCAUGAACAACCUGGGGAACAUUCUGAAGGAGAGGAACGAGUUAGUGGAAGCUGAAGAACUGCUUUCCAAAGCGGUCCACAUCCAGCCUGACUUUGCGGCGGCGUGGAUGAACCUCGGCAUUGUGCAGAACAGCCUGCAGAAGUUUGCCGAUGCGGAGCAAAGCUACUGGAACGCCAUCAAGUUCCGGAGGAAGUAUCCCGACUGCUACUACAACCUCGGACGGCUCUAUGCAGACCUGAACCGGCACCUGGAUGCGCUGAACGCGUGGAGGAACGCCACCAUGCUGAAGCCGGAGCACAGCCUGGCCUGGAACAACAUGGUCAUCCUGCUGGACAACACAGGCAACCUUCCGCAGGCUGAGGCGAUUGGCCGAGAGGCCCUGGGGCUCCUCCCCGAUGACCACACCAUCAUGUUCUCCCUCGCCAACGUCCUGGGAAAACUGCAGAAGUACACGGAGUCUGAAGGGUUCUUCCUUAAUGCACUGAAGAUAAACCCGAAUUCUGCCAGUUGCCAUGGAAAUCUAGCUGUUCUCUACCACCGAUGGGGUAAACUGAACAUGGCGAAGAAACACUACGAGAUGUCUUUGAAACUAGACCCUAACGCACCGGGGACGAAGGAGAACUACAGCAUGCUUCGACGCAAACUCGAACAGCAGCAGAGGAAGACGACUGUCUGAAUGUUCAAUAACUGCAUCGCGCAGAUCUGUGCUCUUCAUCUUUGUAUUGUACUUUACAUUAUUGAAGAAAAAUAAAGGUAAAAAUGA